Molecule: messenger RNA, 591 nt
Organism: Peronospora farinosa
Lineage: Eukaryota; Oomycota; Peronosporomycetes; Peronosporales; Peronosporaceae
Source: the annotation of a GenBank genome assembly
AUGAAGGGAUUGGCUCCCGCUGCUGUGCUCGCUUCGAGUCUGCUGCUGAUCUCUUAUAGAGUCUCUGCUCGGUGUUUCAGUUGGUCAUCGCUCUACGACGACAGGCUGGAAGGCAUCUGCGUCUGUAAUGUGACCCACUGCGAUUCGAUUGUCGGUGACCACUCGAAGCUUAAGAUGGGCCAGGUGGGAAUUUACACUACAUCCAAGGCUGGCGACCGCUUGACGUACAUGGUGGCGAACCUCGACAGCCUGCCUGUAGAUGAGCCUACCUUUUAUAUUGAUGUCACCACUCAAUUCCAGACUAUGCUUGGGUUUGGUGGCGCUUUCACGGACGCAGCGGAUAUCAAUCUGUACAAGUUGGCACCGAAACUGCAGGAUCUUGCCCUGGACCAGUACUUCUCCAAAGCAGGUUUGCAGUACAAUAUGGCUCGUGUUCCGAUCGGCUCCACGGACUUCUCUACUAGAACCUACACAUACAACCAAAAGGCGGACGAUUUUGCAAUGACUAACUAUACCAUCGCGUCUGACAAGGCGCCAAACUCAAACAAGAUCAAUAUGAUCCAUCGCGCUCUGAAAAUAGGACCGACAUGA